GUUUGGAUUUCGAGUAUGAAUCUAUGUUCACUACUGCUCGCUAUUCCCUAACAAUUUUCUGUUUGAGAAACUUCGCAAUCAUCUUCUUGAACAAGAGCAGCAGGUUCUUUAUCUCGGCUCCUAGGGCACUUCAUCUAUCCAUCAGGCUUUCGGUGCUGCCACUUCUUUUCCCGGGCAGUCCGCCAGUUCACAGCUGGCCCAACAGAUGCAGGGGUCUCAUCCGUCGGCGAGCCAGCAGCAGCGUCGUUUAGGGCAGCCGCAACGAGGCCGUGGACGUGGUCGCGGCAGGGGGCGUGGUGGCAGGGGCAGAGGUCGAGGACAACAGGUGCAGCCCGUGUUUUGGUACCCGCAACAGACUAAGGUGGGUUACAGCGCGGCAAGGGGUGGAUCCUCCGUUCCAGCUGGGUAUGCUCCACAUCCAGGGGGUGUGCAAACUACGGCUUACCAUCAGAAGGGGGUAUUCUUGGUUCUGUUCCCCAUCCUGUUGUAUGUCAAAUUUGCUUUUCUGUAGGCCAUUCUGCUGUUACUUGUCCCCCACGCUUUACUCAGCCUUCUGCUCCUGCUUUGUUGACUACUCCUGGGGAUUCUAAUCCGGCCAUAUGGUAUCCUGACUCUGGAGCUUCUGCUCACAUGACUGCAUCUGAAGGACAAAGCCUUGGAGGUGGUGCUUCUGCGAGCUACCAGUAGUGAGCCACCCUAUCCUCUCCGUUUGCCAGAUUUUCCAUCCGUAGCUUUAGCCUCUGUUUUAGUGUCUGGCCCUGUGUGGCACCGUAGAUUAGGUCAUUGUGGUGAUACUAUUUUACAGUUUCUUAAACGAAAACUAUUUUUAUGUAGUCAUACU
Cuscuta europaea is the source of this 841-nucleotide messenger RNA. Lineage: Eukaryota; Viridiplantae; Streptophyta; Magnoliopsida; Solanales; Convolvulaceae. The record is from the annotation of a GenBank genome assembly.